AUGCUCAGAUUAUCCUCAAACUCCUCAGAUUAUCCUCAGACUACUCCUCAAACUCCUCAGUCUAAUCCUCAGACUCCUCCUCAGAUUAUCCUCAAACUCCUCAGACUACUCCUGAAACUACUCCUCAGAUUAUCCUCAAACUACUCCUCGGUCUAA
This is a messenger RNA of Trichomonas vaginalis G3, 156 nucleotides long. RefSeq lists its product as uncharacterized. NCBI's taxonomy places the organism in Eukaryota, Parabasalia, Trichomonadida, Trichomonadidae. The coding region runs from base 1 to 156 and encodes 51 amino acids. The record is from RefSeq and is a predicted model, not a curated record. The transcript has a single exon.